Molecule: messenger RNA, 603 nt
Organism: Mycena indigotica
Lineage: Eukaryota; Fungi; Basidiomycota; Agaricomycetes; Agaricales; Mycenaceae
Exons: 5
Coding region: 58-603 (181 amino acids)
Source: RefSeq, a predicted model, not a curated record
UUCCCUCUCAAUCCCCCCCCAUACACAGGCCGGCGCUUACACUAUGGUAGCUGCGACAUGACCCCCCCCGAUGCUGAAGGACAUUCACUGGCUGAGAAUCUAGCGCCUUGCAGCUAUUUCUCGUUGUAUAUUCUUCCCUGCCCCAGACAUAUGCUGCUGUGUUCUCCUGGUGUGCUCGAGCUCCUCCUACCGCCGACGGCUGCAUCAGGCCCGCUGCUCACGCAGGUCGGGGACAUUGUCAACCCUGCUGUCGCGCAGAUCGCCGCGCUCGCCGGCCAGCCCGUGAGCGCCAUCCUCGCAUCGGCCGGGGGCAUCGUUGACGCGACUGGCGUCACCAAGCUCAUCCAGCCGGUCCUCGCCACCACACCGGCGCGCUCAACUCGGUGCUCGCCAUCGCCAACUGGGUGCCGUUGCCGUCCUCCUAGCCGCUCCUCGCCUAGUGCUUGGUUUCACGAUGGCGCAAUUGCGGUCACGCUCGCUGCGGGCCAUCGGAAAGACUGCCGCGAAGGCCUUGUUUUACCCAAGACUGUCGUUCACGGUGAUGAACUAGGCGCUGUUGGGUACCCUGUGGACGGUAACGAGGGCCGAUGCGGCCUGUCGUAG